Molecule: messenger RNA, 348 nt
Organism: Lottia gigantea (owl limpet)
Lineage: Eukaryota; Metazoa; Mollusca; Gastropoda; Lottiidae
Exons: 1
Source: RefSeq, a predicted model, not a curated record
AGAAAACCAAGUCAACGUAAGUACAUCAAGAGAAAACCAAACCAACGUAAAAAUAUCAAGAGAAAACCAAGUCAAUGUAAAUACAUCAAGAGAAAACCAAGCCAAAGUAGGUACAACAAGAGAAAACCAAACCAACGUAGAUACAACAAGAGAAACCCAAAUUCAAGCCAAUGUAGAUACAACAAGAGAAAACCAAACCAACGUAGAUACAACAAGAGGAAACCAAGCCAAUGUAGAUACAAGAUAAAACCAAGACAAUAUAGAUACAACAAGAGAAACCCAAGCCAAUGUAGAUACAACAGGAGAAAACCAAGCCAAUGUAGAUACAACAAGAGAAAACCAAAUUGA